GUGUGGUUAACAGCAGGUAGAAAAGCCAAAAUAGUGAGAAAACAUAAGUAGGUGUAAUAUUUAAAAUGUGUUUUUUUAAUUUGGCAGACAACCAACAAUACUGACUUAGAGUGAAACUUCACAUUGACACAGUGAAUUGAUACUUUUAGCACAGAUUUCAGCAUACUGUCCUCACACCAAACUAUAUGCAAAAAUCAUGCAUUUCAUGGAUAAUUAACCCCUCGUAGAAAAUAUAUUGAGAGAAUACAAGGACAUAUUAUAAAUAUUGUCAGCACAUAAUGCAACAGUUCUCAAUAAUAUGCGGUAAAUACUUUGACCUGUAAUACUUCUGCUGCUUGUUCAUUAAUUCCUAUUGCAGGUAGACUAUCAUUGGCUUCAUUGAGCGAAACUGGCCGUUUAGUUAACAUUUGUACACAGCUACAUUGUUGGAUAACGUGGUUAUGUUACACUGAAAUUACAAAAAAAAACAAAAAAAAAAAAAAAACAAAAAAAAACACGUGUGUUGUGGUUUGACUCGUAACGGUGGUUAAUACAGCAACAGUGCGAGAAUAAAGCCCGGUUGAAGCCGCCUCUGUGCGGCUGUUGCUGGGAGCUCCGGCCAAUCAAAGCCGCUGCGCUCCCAUACAAGUAGUUUGGGGGCUGGAGAAGCAUGACAUCAUGCUCAGCCCCGACCCUCUCUGCGAAAACAAAGCGUGAAACAUCUUUAUCUCACUACUGCAAACCACAGUCGACGACUGAGCCGUCUGCGCUGUGAUAUUCCGCGGUCCCAAUCCGUAAAAUACACCGGGAGUGGUGGCCCUGGUUACCCGGUGUGCGGAGCGGAGUCUGGGAGGGGCAUCCGUCUGUGCGUCCGGGGGAAUGGCGGAUGGGGGGAGGCCGCCGUGUCUGUGGAGUGGGACAGCGGUGAUGGGGGUCUGACAGAAUAACAUCCCAACAUCUGCGUCUUUAUUUCCUCCGGUUUAGCUCGGUAUUCAGCUCUGGCCAUGGAUCCUGAGAAAAAGUUGACAUUCUGCCUCUUGGUGAAGGCUGAGGAGAUGACCAUGUCCCUGCAGGGGCUGGACGGCACUGAAGCUGCUACGGUGGCUGUUCCUCCGAAGGUGGCUGUUCCCCAGACGGAGGCCGACAUCAGCACAAUUAAUAAGGUGGUGAAGCAGCAAGGUUCUUCUGGUAGCCAGCCUGUAGUCAGCCCCAAGUACUGUCCUGGAGUCAACAACAACCCAGGUUACCUGUGUGAAACAGGACACUGCUGCGGAGAGACAGGCUGCUGUACCUACUAUUACGAACUCUGGUGGUUCUGGCUUUUGUGGACGGUGCUGAUCCUCUUCAGCUGUUUCUGUGCUUACCGCCACCGCCGGGCCAAGCUGAGGAUCCAGCAGCAGCAGAGACAGAGAGAGAUCAACCUGAUUGCCUAUAACGGGGCCUGCAACUACCCUUCCUCGAUGCUGGACCUCAGUUUUCUGGCUUCCUUCAAGUUGCCCUCGUAUGAGGAGGUGGCUGCACAGCCCAGCACUCCUCCUCCGCCUUACAGCUCUAUCUUCGCCCUGCAGGGAGGCACCAUGGGGGGUCCUAGCUCCUCUUUCCCCCAUCAUCACCACCACCGUCACCCCCCCUGCCCUCCCUACCUGGGCCCUGGCCCCAGUGGCCUGACUUCCUCCCAGAGCUCUGACAACUACACCAGCUGCUCAUGCGAGUCGUGCUCCCUCACCUCGCCCUCCAGCACCUCCUUCUCCGUCCAGGUGACAGACGAGACGUACGACAGCAGCCACAUCUCCACGCCCAGUGAGGCGGGGGGCGACUGCGCCAUCGUGCCGAGGGUCGGGGCUGCCUUCACGCCAAUGCCCUCCCCGCCGCCUCCAUCACAACUUCCACCUGAUGUUAUACCAGCGGCCGCUCCAGAUGUCAUACCCGUGCAGAGACGCUCCUCUAACGGCAGUGAAGGAGUCUCACCUCCUGGCUCCACCUCUCUCACUUCCACUGCACUCUCGUCCUUCACACCCGUCUCGCCUCCCGCUCUCUCCCCUCAUGCUGUUAUCCUCCCUCCCCCCUGGUCAAGUCCAUCCUCUUGUCUUCUCAGACCCUCUUGGCGCCAUGGCCGUCCAGAAAGAGAGAGAAGAGGAGGCCUCACCUCACGGUCCAACCCCCAGGCCCACACCGACUCCUCCUAAACAGGCUCUCUUCUCCCCAAAUGUGGCUGUUUUCACACAUUGCAACAGCAAGGAGGAGCAGAAACGGGAAAAAGAAGAGGAGGAAGAGGAAGACGAAGAUGACGAGGAGGAUCAUUUCAGGCACCGGCGGCUAACGGGUGACUCGGGCAUCGAGGUAUGUCGCUGCCACGUGAAGAGAGAGGAACAAGACAAAGAGGAACUGCAGAAGGGGCAUUUUGGUAAAGGAGGGAAAGAGACUGGGAAGGAGGAGGAGAGGGCAGAUGCCCUGCACGACAGUGUGGACUGUUCCCUCCGAGCAAAGGCUGCCGAGCAGUCACCCCUCCUGGACGACUGCGCCGAGCAGCGCGGCCACGUCUCCUCAUCCUGCGCUGUCAUCCAGAAGACAGGCGAGGCCAUUAUCACUGUGGAGUCGUCGUAGGCUGACAGCCAGUGAGAUAAAGUCAAACAAGAGGGUAAAACAUGAGAUGUUUGUGCUUAAUGGCAUCCUUACAGAUCAAGACUAGUAGGUGACAGAGUUGAAUCACUGAAGAAAAGUCUUGCAGGUCUUUACGGUUGCAAACCAAGGGACUCUGUAUUCUGUUUCAAAUGAGAACCUGACAGUUGAAAGUCAUAUUUUAUGGUUAGUUCAUUUGGUUUGUGGUUCAGGAGAAAGCAUAUCUUGUUCUCUAAAGUGAUGACAUUAAGUAAUGUUAUUAAGUGAACUGUUCUUUCUCUUUCUCCGUCAUUUCUCCACAUGAUAACCAAAUUAAUUUUUUUGAGCAGCUCGGUGUCAACGUACCAACAUCCCUCUGCUGUUUACUUUUUUAUCUCUCUUUUCUCUGCAUGAUGCAACAUUACUAAAGUAGCAUUUUAGCUCUCUGCAGUGAAAUCAGUGGUUCCCAACCGGGGUGGGGGGGUCAGGACAGGACCUUUCAAAGGAGUCUGAAGACAAAUCAGAGGAGUCAUAAGAAGUUAAACACGCUGAUCUUUAAUCUUUUUUUAUGAGAAAUCAUGGAAAGUUUCACACUUAAAGAGAAUUCAAAUUAAACAAUCUGAGAAGCGAAAAUCAAUCUUUGGUAGUACAGCUCACAACUUAUUGACAUAUGCAAUGUAUAAUGGCUCGGAACAAACUGUUCUUUCAAUUUAAGGGGUCAUACAGCAAAAAGGUUUGGAACCACUGCCCUAUACAGUAUAGCAGUGGCAGUAUAGCAGUAUAGCAGUAUAGUAUGUAUUACUUCUGUCAUCCCAGACGUUUGUAACCAUAAACAAGACUGUUUAUCAUUAACUGGCAUCUUCUUGAAUUGAAAUAUACAUAUAUAUAUAUAUAUAUAUUCUAGGAGUAUAUGAAGUAAAAUUAUGGAACAGUUUGUUUUCAAAAGAGCAGUUUGAAAACAAGCGUCACAUAAUAUUAAUUUACUGGCUUCCAACAUUUGAAGAACUCAAGAGAGUUCACAGAUGUUGCUCUCUGAAGUCAGAUUGUUUCUGUUUUUGUUGUAGGGUGAAGUUUUAGCUUUCACCAGCCUCUCUGUUUAUCAGAGGAAAUAAUGACAGAAGGCAACUAUUAAGACUGAUUCAAAGGGUGUGUGUUUUAUACAUUAUGUCUUAUGUUGUUCCCUAAAGGAAAAGGGAUGCAAACAUUGAUUAACAUGUGUGGGUGACAAAGCUUUACAAUGGUAUUGUGAUUAUACAUUGUUGUUUCAGACUGAAUACACUGUAUAAUUACCUGAUUGGUCGACUUUGGAUUUAAUGUGUUUGAACAUGUUGCUGGUUGGCGAUUGCCAUUUUUGCAAAGGCAACAUAAAUCUGGUUCCUCCAUGGACAGACUGUUGAGUUUUUACAAGGCAGAAACUUUAAGCCUAAUCUCAUGACUGAUAAUGAAUGUAAAAGGUUAUGUAUCGCAACAAAAAAAAACAAAAAACACUUAAACUGUUUACUGAGAAUUUUUAUAGCAUGACGCUUGACUGAAAAUGUCUGGUAAAGUGUCCAAAGCGAGGCAACACAAACUGCCUGGUGUAGGCUUUGAGAAGACACUUUGAAAUGAAGUGCCCCUUGUAACAUUUGUCCGAGUUGAGUAACACUUGUUAAAUAUCAGAUGUAUGAAGUGAGGGUUUAAAGUCACAGAUGGUACGAUGCUUUUUUGAGAAUCCGCUGUGGUUGAACGUGUGGUCACUUCUGAGAGUUGGACUGUUUUUCUCUUCAUGUUUCCUGGUCGAUCCUGUUUUUGUGUGUAAAACCAUUCGUCUGUUGAUGUCCAGUUGUACAGCGUCUGUCACUAACAAAUACGUAGUCUCUGCCUCGGUGGGUGGAGUGUGAUACCCCCUGAUUGAUGCUCUGUACUUCCUAGGAUUACGUGAAGUUAGUCAGUUCUUAGUGAGAAUAGCACACAUGUAUUCUCUUGUAAUUAAUUCUCAGUACAUAAUGUACUCAAGAAGAGAACAAGUUUUAGAAAGAGCGAAUGUAUCGAAUCAUAUUUUCUACAUGUUUGUCUUGCUGUAGUUAAUCUGAGACAAAUGUCUCUUGUAGUUCAUUGACUGGAGGCCACUUUGUCGUGUCUUUGGCUCAGCACAAAGCUGACUUAAUUGUCUAAUGCCUGAAGGCAAUGCUUUCAACUGAUUUGUAGUUCUGUGGGCAGAAAACUUUGCCUCGAUUCAGCUCUAUAAUAUCUUUAUUUGUCAAAGACAAAUCGUGUGUGUACCUUAAAAAGUGUGUGUAGGGAAUGCAAGUAGGUUUGUGUUGCCGUUUGAUUUUGUUAUGAAGGUCAUCUUCACAUCCUUGAUCUUCUCUGUUCAAAGCUCUUGUGCAGUGACUCACAGGUGUGUCUCAGAGAUGACAGAGAGACUCUUCAUCCUCUGAACAUAUCGACAAAAGCCUUUUGGCUUCUGUACAUUUUUGGCUGAGAUCAAAGACAUGCAUUAUUUUAAUUUUCAUUAGUUCUAGCUGAUGUGUGUUUUUUUUUUAUCAAAGCAUAUGGUGCCUAGAUAAAAAUAGACGUUCUGUUGAUCAUUCUAUGGUUUGAUGCUGCUAUGUGAGUGUGUGUUUUCUGUAAAUUGUGUAUAGCCGUCCGUACAUCGAGUGGGCAAACAUUUUCUAGCAGUGCUUAGCAGUCUCUUUGUAAAAUAUACACAGUACAUGUGAGACUUGCAAAAAUAGUAUUUAGCAAUAGUAUUCACACUUUUUUUCCUUAUUCUAGUUGAUGCUGGUUGAUAGGAAAUUAACUGUUGUGAAAAAGACAUUUACCUCUUCAUCACUGAUCCGUGAGCUGUGCUGGGCAGAGGCCCUUGAUUGUACAUAACACAGCAUUUUUAAUGCCUUUGGCUUAAGGUUUCUCCCAAGUGCAAACUCAGAUUACCUGGUUUUACAUCAGCCCCAGUUUGGGCCUCUUCUGUAUUAUCAUUACAUUCGAGUCACUCAGCGGAGCGUUCGUAUUUCUGAAGGAUAAAUACCUGACUCUCCUGUCCGCGGCAUUAUAUAAAGAUUUUUAACCCAUUUCCCUAAGUCACAUUCCACACAAAGAUGGUAGCUGGAAAUAAAGAUGCGUCCUUGUUUUAUUUUAUUAUAUUUUCUAUGUUGUUGGUUUGCAAGUGGAAGUCUUAUUGUCUUAUGCACUAUACCUACUAUGAUGAUGAAUUAAGAAUGUGGUGCAUGAAAUGGCUCCACACUAAAUAAAGUUAAAUAAAGUUGCAACUUAGGAAAAGGGCUUAAAAUCUCUUAUUGUGCACAAAUGACCGUCUGGGUUUUUUUAAUUUUGAGUUUUCAGGAAAAGGGAUGUUCAGCUCUGUGACUUGAAUAAAAUGGUGGUGGUAAAUAAGAGGCACAAACUGGGGCCAGUUUUACCCCGAUUCUGAUUUCACGUUGAAGCCAAACUGAGUUUAGUGUAUAUAGAGCUAGGUUAGUACAACAGCUUGUAUGUACAGACAAAACGCCCAGACUCUACUCUCAAUGCCACUGUAGGCCAAGGCCUGAUAUAAGACUGUUACCUCGCUGAGUUUUGACUGCAAAGGACUGUUCUCCUUAUCAAGAUAGUAUUUACUCUAUAUUUGUACUGACUUUAUUUUGUAAUGCCAAGAAUUGAUGAAUUAAAAAAAACUACACACUCAGAGCCCAUAUUAGUACGGCUGAACUAGUUUGCCAGGAAAAAACAAAACAUCAAACCCUGUUGAUUCAGGAUAACUUAAGACUGUUUGUCUCCCGGGAAAACAAAGCAUUCUCCUUUUCCUCCUGCAGCUCCGGGACAGCAGGAUUUAUAGCAGUAUCUAUAUGUGAUUGUACGUGGAAUAGUUCAGAUUAAUAUUACUACAAAUUGUGGUGUUAUUUGAGGGUAUCUUUGUGCAAUUCUACCUGCAGCUCUUCAGUGUGUUGUGCGCAUGUGUGAGAGAGUUAUCGUCAGCUGUGUUGUUGUGGUGUUAAAUCAUUGUCGCUUAUUAUGAGGCCAAAGUUGAGUGUUGUUGGUAUUUGUUAACAUGAUAUUUGUCGAUAUAAAUAUCCAAACAUUUUUAUGUCACCAUGAAUAUCAAGUUGAUUUUGUAUCUUGGUGUAUAGCAUAGAGAUUUCUGAUGCAUACUCUAAUGUAAAAUCCAAACAAUGAGACGCUCUCACAUUUUCAAAUAUAUAUUUGGUUGCACAUCUUUUGGUGCUUUUUGAGAAGGUGGGGUUGUGUUUAGGUUUCUUCCAUAUGAGGUUUAUUUUUUUUCUUGAUGCUCAUUGGGAUUCCACGAUGUUUGGCACUGACAUCUGUGCUACUUUAUUCAACAAAAACUGUGGAUUUUGUGUCAAAAUAAAUGCUAACAAGUGCUACCAAA
This is a messenger RNA of Lates calcarifer (barramundi perch), 6943 nucleotides long. Its product is annotated as WW domain-binding protein 1. Bases 984 to 2165 code for a protein of 393 amino acids. The record is from RefSeq and is a predicted model, not a curated record. Lineage: Eukaryota; Metazoa; Chordata; Actinopteri; Centropomidae. The transcript has 6 exons.